UCUGCGGAUCGACUGGAUUGCGGAUCGCGAUGACCGUCCCCUCCCUGGAGGAGCUGGACUCCUUCAAGUACAGUGACCUGCAGAACUUAGCCAAGAGCCUGGGCCUCCGGGCUAAUCUAAGGGCAGACAAGUUGUUAAAAGCCUUAAAAGCCCACCUUAAACAUGAAGCAAAAAAAGAAAAUGAGAAUCAGGAUGAAAGUCAAACUUCUGCAUCCUCUUGUGAUGAGACUGAGAUUAACAAUCAGGAACAAGGUGAGAGAGAGCCAGCUGGCCAUGUCACCAAAACAAGGAGAAGGCGCAAGACAGUCCAUGGGAACCCUGACUCCCAGCAGGAUCAUUCACAGAUAAAAAUAAGUGAUCCUACUGAAUUCCAGAAUCGUGAAAAGCAGGAAAACCAAGAUCUGAGCUCUACCCCUUCUCCAUCAGAUGAGAGCCAAGGAGCUGAGAAUGCAGUUUCCUCAGGAAAAAGUAAUGAAGAUUCAAAGGUAUUUUCAGAAAGAAAGAAGUCUCCCUACAGAGAUGAAUUUUACAAACGUGGAAAAAACAAAAGAACUGCAAUCACUACUCCAAACUUUAAGAAGCUUCAUGAGGCUCAUUUUAAGGAAAUGGAGUCCAUUGAUCAAUAUAUUGAGAGAAAAAAGAAACAUUUUGAAGAACACAAUUUGGUUAAUGAACUGAAGAAGCAGACUGUCAAUAAGGGCAGGGUAGUGACUCCAGUUCCUCCAAGAGGAAGAAUUUCUGUGGCUUGUACUCCUGUCAGCCAACAGCACUCACAAGGCUGGUUUCACAGCCCUGCAAGUCAGAGCACUUUGAGUCUGAAGGGGUCAGUCAAGUGCUCUGCUAUCUCCGCAACUAAAACGAAUGUCAGGUUUUCAGCUGCUACUAAAGAUAAUGAGCAUAAGCGUUCACUGACCAAGACUCCAGCCAGAAAGUCUGCACGUGUGACCACAUCUGGGAUUGCCUCAAAAGGCCAGGCUGUGCUUGGGACACACAAGACCACCAAGGGGAAUUCUGCUGUUAUUGAUAUUACCCCAUUCAAGGUGACAACGGAGGCAAUGCAGACUCCAGUCUCCAAUAAGAAGCCAGUGUUUGAUCUUAAAGCAAGUUUGUCUCGUCCCCUCAACUAUGAACCACACAAAGGAAAGCUGAAACCAUGGGGGCAAUCUAAAGAAAACAAUUCUCUGAAUGAACAUGUAAACAGAGUUAACUUCCACAAGAAAACUUACAAACAACCUCGUCUCCAGACCAGGGAAGAGCAACGGAAGAAACACGAGCAAGAACGAAAGGAGAAGAAAGCAAAGGUUUUGGGAGCACGAAGGGGCCUCAGUAUGGCUGAAGAUUAG
Propithecus coquereli (Coquerel's sifaka) is the source of this 1343-nucleotide messenger RNA. It is a transcript of the gene NUSAP1, whose product is annotated as nucleolar and spindle associated protein 1. Gene Ontology annotation, biological process: mitotic cytokinesis; mitotic chromosome condensation; establishment of mitotic spindle localization. Gene Ontology annotation, molecular function: microtubule binding. The coding region runs from base 30 to 1343 and encodes 437 amino acids. NCBI's taxonomy places the organism in Eukaryota, Metazoa, Chordata, Mammalia, Primates, Indriidae. The record is from RefSeq and is a predicted model, not a curated record. The transcript is spliced from 11 exons. Gene Ontology annotation, cellular component: mitotic spindle; microtubule; nucleolus.